AUGGUUACUGUUACAUUAUAUACAUCAUCUGCAACUGGCAUGUUGAAGAUCAAGAAGGAUCAAUCUGCCUUGAAGACUUUAUUGGAAGCCAAGGGAAUCCAAUACACUGAAUACGAUGUUGCUAGUGAUCAAGCUCAAAGAGAACACAUGAAAAAGACAAGUGGAAAAACAGAGUUACCACAAUUGUUUGUUAAUGACAAGUUUGUUGGUUUGUAUGAUGAUCUCCAAGCCCUUGAAGAAAUUGGUCAAUUCUCUGAUUUGUUCAAAUAA
Messenger RNA from Cavenderia fasciculata, 270 nucleotides. Its product is annotated as thioredoxin domain-containing protein. The record is from RefSeq and is a predicted model, not a curated record. Bases 1 to 270 code for a protein of 89 amino acids. NCBI's taxonomy places the organism in Eukaryota, Evosea, Eumycetozoa, Acytosteliales, Cavenderiaceae. Gene Ontology annotation, cellular component: cytoplasm. The transcript has 3 exons.